AUGGUGCGAACAGAGACUCUUCUUAGCGAGUACAUCAAUUUCGGCGAUCAGAAUGCUGGUUUGAGCGAUGCAGAACUCACCAACAAAGAGCUCAUGUUCUACGGCGCCGCCGCCGUCAGCCAUCUCUGCAAUGAACAAGAGCAAGGUAUUAACAUUGAUGAGAACCUUCAUCAAAGCGAGCGAUUCCGUUUCAUCCGAGAACUGGACAUUAUCUCGUCAAUUUACUCAAUUGCCCCAAUAAGCAAGAAAGCGGGGAUCAAGUCAACGCCGCCCGUCAUUGCCUGGUCUAAUCGCCUUCAGACUGUCUUUCUGGGCUUCUGCUGCACCCGCGACAUGAACGAUGUCAGAUCUGACCUGGAUGUGCGCUUGGCAACGUCUGAUGAUAUCGGAUCGCGCUUCCAUAAGGGCUUCUGGAACAGGAGCGAGGAGUUUGUGCCACUUGUUGAGUGGCUCAUGAAAAGGCAUAAGCUGGUUGUUUGCGGCCACAGUUUUGGAGGCGCCUUGGCGACUAUUUCGUCUUACCUAGCAAUGGUCAGCCAUGAUCCCGUCCCCAACGCCUGGGAAGAAAGACCAGGCGGCAUAUCCAUCAUCACGUUCGGGGCACCUUCGUGUAUGGUCGCUGAGCCCCGAGGAACAACGGCGUCACUUCAAAUGAAUCUGAGCAGCAAUUUUCACCACAUUAUUAACCCCCACGACUACGUUCCCUUCGCCCUCAACGAUAGUUCGAGGAGAUUUCGGCAAGGAUUCGACGCUUUGAGAACGCCCUUAGGAAACAUCUCCCCCACCAUCCAAAUGCUCUGGCCCAUCCUUGAGUACUUCUUGGACCUUUUGUUACAGCAUACAGGCAAAUUCUGUCACUUCGGCUGUAUGUAUUCUAUUGCCGCGGAAGUACCUGGUACAGGCUUCCACAAUUGUGUCCAGACUUUGCGAGUCAACGACGUUCCUCAGAUACCCAGCGCCGGCCAGGUCGACCAGUACCACAAGAUGUCGCACUACUUCCAUUGUGUAAAGAACUCCGUCGGCGCGCGAUUUCUCCAGGAGGCCUCAUCAAACGUCAUCCAUGAGAUCCAAUCAGACGUUUCAUCGAUGAUACUUCCGAUGCCUAGAACGGUGAUCAACUGCUCUUGCGUGGUUCAUAGCGAUCACUUGAUCGUGUCACUCGACGUCGAUACGCCUGUAAUCCAAUAUCUUUUGAGAGGAGCAAUCUUCAGGAAGGAUUCGAGGGAAAUUUCUCUGACCAUUCUUGGAUUUCCUAGCAAGUCUGAUCAUUGCCAGACAUCUAUUAAACUAGAGUAUCGCAUCAAAAACAAUGAUCCAUUUGAAGAUAUUGGAAAGGCUUCGAUCGCCAUCCAAAAGGGCAUCAUCCUUCAUGACAUUUUCGGGCGAUCUACAAACGUCGAUGUUGACACGGUAAGAUCUAUGAGUCUGGACAGGGCCAGUCUACCAGCGACAUUCGAAAGUAUCCGACUGGCAAUGAUACGCGCACUUGUUGCCCAGAUGUCAAAGAUCCAGGCCCUCAGAACUGACAAUACAUCCCGCGAUGCUCAUCCUCCAGAAGAGAUCAAGGCGAUUGAUGGCAAGCUUAAACCUGUUGUGGACUGUAUCGACGGGUUGGUCAGCGAUGCCAGUCCUCAUCUGGUCGUUAGUCGUCUGGGGCAUGCUUUUACUAUUUUAAAAGUGCUUUGGCCCAAAGACUUUGAGAUAGAAUCCGACUUCCAUGCUUCUAUGCCUGGAGCGUACGGAGAUGAGGAAUCUGACACUGGCCUUCUCCACGACAUCCCUCCCGAUUGCCCUAAAGCACUUAGGAAGCUUGUUACAGACAUGUUCCUGAGUCAGAACGCCCCAGGGAUCACCCGAGCUCAACUUUCUGUCAAGAGCUGGGAGGCUGCCAAGAGACCAACAUUGGCCAAGCAAUUCAAGAGGUUACCAACCUUUGCUGGAGCCCUCGAGACAUUCAGCCAUGAUUUAUAUCAUCGCUCUACGGACCCCUCAAGACGCACAGAGCAAGCAGUGUCCCAGUUCCAAGACGUGAUGGGUGUCAUACAGUUCUGUCAUCUUGUUAUAAUCACUCAACUCGACGCUCCGUACGAAUGGUACUGCAAGUCCACUGAGGGCCACCAAAUCAAAUCAGCUGCUUUAGGUGCCUUGCCGUCCUAUUUUUCUGGGACUUCAUUAUUUUCCAGGGCCCUGGCGUCGUCAUUCAUGGAGAGUCUUGGCGUAGGAGCCAUUUCCGCCGCUGGGUUAGGUGUUACCGGUGGCAUAGCGGUGUUGUUUGCAAGCACUGCUGUCAUCAAUCAUUUCCUCAAUAGGCACAAAGAGUAUCUGAACCUAACCUUUCCUGGUGCUCUCUCCACCACCUUACAGGCACUUGACCUGCCAAUUGCCGAGUCUGAUGAUAUAGUGGAGAAAACACUACUUGAUCGUGUGAAGCAUGAUAUCGCCGGUUGUCGCACCCAAGAGACUUUGGAGAAGUGGAGGGUAAAGCUUGAGGAGGGCUUGAAAGACUAUCCUGGGGCAAAAGCUAACCAAUGGUGCAUCACACCUACCUUCUUCUGGCCCAGAUGGCUUUUCAGUGUUGCUCAAGUCGCCCAGCUCCGCAUACAGCUCUCGGACAAAAUCUGCAUUGGGGUACAGGGCUCCACGGAAGCUGGCAAGAGUCAAAUGCUGACAGUAUUGACUGGUGCAUCGGAGGACUACUUCAAGCCCGGAUCCAGCAGCCUUUGUAGGACUUUGGGGAUCCAGUCGUACGACUCCAGUAACCUUGGUGCCAUCUUCCUUGACAGCCCCGGCUUUGACGAUCAAAAGCCAGAGAUCAAGUACAUGGCUAAUGUGUUCCAAGAGCUAUUCGCGAUUGUGAUCAUCGUCAUUCCAAUGGAGCGAACACGAUCUGAGGCCACCGAAAGCGCUUUACGUAUAGCUAUCAAGCUACUCCGUGAUCAAGAGGAUAAGCGUCCCCUACGAAUCCUACUGAGUCAGGCCGACGGUCUGGACCACCAUCGUAACAACAAGCAGGUCUUCAGAGACACCCUACGUGAUGUAAGGGAACAGUUCAUGUCCAGAUUCAGACAGGAAUUGGGCGAAGACUUCACCACGUUCAGACAGCAGCCUUUCCACGAUGGUAUUGUUUGCAAAUCGGAGAGGCUGGAGGAUAUCAUCAAGCCAUUCUCGACGCAUGCCCAGAUGAGUUUGGAUGGGAUUACUGCAUUGGCAGAUUGUCCUCCUGGAACACCGUGUAAGAUUGAAAGAGCAAGUCACUUUGGGAAUUUGUGCGAGUUGGCUGAUGCGGGAGAAAUAUGGGACAUUGAGUCACUGCGCUCCUGGCUUCGGGAUCUUUCACCCAGCAGCGUGCCGAUGUCGAGUGGCCGCGUGCGAGUAUACUGUGAUUAA
Molecule: messenger RNA, 3387 nt
Organism: Fusarium tjaetaba
Lineage: Eukaryota; Fungi; Ascomycota; Sordariomycetes; Hypocreales; Nectriaceae
Exons: 3
Coding region: 1-3387 (1128 amino acids)
Biological process (GO): lipid metabolic process
Source: RefSeq, a predicted model, not a curated record